Messenger RNA from Pan troglodytes (chimpanzee), 2848 nucleotides. RefSeq lists its product as uncharacterized. The coding region runs from base 139 to 456 and encodes 105 amino acids. The record is from RefSeq and is a predicted model, not a curated record. Lineage: Eukaryota; Metazoa; Chordata; Mammalia; Primates; Hominidae. The transcript is spliced from 3 exons.
CGCCACAGCCAGCAACAGCGCCAGCAACGGGAGCAGGAGCCCCGGCCCCGCGAGCAGGAGGGCGAGGCCCCCCGGAGAAGACGCGCUCAGGGCCCGGGCCGCUUGGCUCCCUGCUGUCACCGGAUCCGGCGCAGUCCCAUGGCCGCGCCCACGCGCGCCCCUCGCUGGGCUCCCUGCCCCCCGGCUGCCCCGCGGCGACGGAGGCAGCGCGAAUCCGCCGUCCGGGUCCUGAAACGACGCGGCGGCGGAAGCUGGCAAGGCCCCUCCUGCCAGCUCCGUCCAGCCCCGGGAGCGCACGUGACGUCGUCCCGCGCGUGCGCAGUGGCCGGGCACCGGCUGGGCAGGUUUCGGCUAGCGAGGCGGCGCGAAGGGUUUGUGGGAAAUGUGAGGCGAGAGGCUUCGGCGGCGGGAGAAGGGGCUUCGUCCUACCGCCAUCUUUGCGGUGGGUUCUGCUGAAGCCGAACGAUCCUGCAUAUUGUGUUUUUUGUUGUUGUUGUUUUAAGCCCUGGGCUUUCCAGGCUGAACUUUCUCACUACCAUUACACUGAAAAAGAGCCCUUGAAAGUUUUGCUCGGAUCUUGCACAUUCUUUUGGAAGUCUUACUGUGGAAAUUGUCCGUGUUUUCAGCUUCCACAUCCCUUUCUCCUGGGAGAUUUCUUUUCCGUUUUUUUAACUUUGUCCCUUUUCUUUCCUCCGCAACUGCUUUGUUGUUGUUGUUGUUUCUUGUAAACCACUUCUCAAAAGUGAACUAGUUGCCGUUUAAUAGAAGUUUGGAUGAACUGCCCCCAAAAUAAAGGAAAUCCGAACAGUCAUGAAAGUUGACUCCAAUUGGAGGGAUGGCUCUCAUCAAUUACUCUUUCCACAGGAAUUGAACAGCUUGGACUUGGAGACAGUGAGUUAAAACAGAAAUAAGAAGGCGGCAGAAAAAGACUACCAGAUUGAAAUGUGUUGGAUAUUCAUAUCCACCCAGCACCUCAGAAUGUGGCCAUGGAGGAUGGAGACAGAGAUUGGAGUGACGCAUCUUCAAGCCUAGGAACACUAAGGAUUGCUGGUAAUCACCAGAAGCUGGAAGAGGCAAGAAAGUGUCCUUUCCUAGAGCCUUCAGAGAGAGCGCAGCCUUGCCAACACCUUGAUUAUACGCUUCAAGCUUCUAGAAUUGUGAGAGAAUAAAUUUCUGUUGUUAUAAACCACCUAGUUUGUGGUCUUUUGUUAUGGCAGCCCUGGGAAACUAAUAAACAUGAUAGUACUGGGAAGUGAGAUGCUGCUGUAGCAAAUACCUAAAAAUGUGGAAGUGGCUUUGGAACUGGGUAGUGGGUAGAGGCUGGGAGAAUUUUUAGGUGCAUGCCAGAAAAAGCCUGGGUUGCCUUGAAGAGACUGUUGGUAGAAAUACUGAAGUUUAAGGGGCUUCUAGUUAGGGCUCAGAAAGAAGGAAGGAGAGCUAUGGAGAGAGCUUCUAUUGUGUUAAGGCAUAUAUAUAUAUAUUACCACUAAAAGAAUGUUUCUAGAAAUAUGAGCAAUAAAGGUGCUUCUGGUGAAGUCCCAGAUAUAAAUGGGGAACAUAUUCUUGGCCACUAGAGAAAAGGCAAUCCUUGUCAUAAAGUGGCAGAAAACUUGGCUGAAUUAUGCUCUACUGUUCGGUGAAAAGUAGAACUUGUGAAAGAAGAACUUGGAUAUUUGGAUUAGGAGAUUUCCAGGCAAAGUAUGAAAGGUGCAGCCAGAUUUCUCUUUGCUGCUUACAGUAAAAUGAGAGAAGAAAGAGAUACAUUGAGAAAUGCACUGUUAAGGAAAAAGAAACCAAGAGUUGAUCAUUUGGAAGAUUCUUAUGCUAUCCAAAUAGCAUGCUAUGAAAAAAGGGCUAAGGUGUAGCUGGACAGCUGUUUGCGAUAGACAUUAGGUGUGUGAUUUAGGGAUCCAGUCAACCAUCUCAGUAACAGCCUGCAAUAAAGAUGGGGUUAUCCAGGAAGGACCCAUGGAGCACCUUCAUGUCUAACAAUGUAAGACUCCUUGACAUUCAUGAAAGACUUACAAGGUUUUUGAGAAUUUUAUACCAGCAGAAACACUGCCAGCCUGGACUGAAAGGGACAGAGACAAGACAAAAUGAAGGAGGAAUGACUUUUGAGGGCAGAGCCAUGAAGCAGAGGUCAGAGAGAAAGGAGUUCCUACCUCAGAGAGCCCAGAGGACAUAGCAUCAAGCCACAAAGGAUUACUCUUAGGCUUUGAAACCUGAGGGAAUUUGCACUGCUGCGUUGUGAACUUGCUAUAGACAAAAGUUCUCAGAAGGCCAGAACAGAGGAUCAAAUCUAUAUCUUUCUGGAAAAGACAUUUCAAGGAAACGCAGCUCUUCACUUCUCUGUCAGGAGCAACUAUGAACAGCAAAUACCAGAUACAUCAUCUUAGCUGCUUGGACACAAAUAAGCAAAGAGAGGAUGAAAAUUCUGGCCAAACCCACCAAAUAAAAGAGUGUGUGUAUGUGGGAGAAAUAAGCUGCAAUGAUCUGCGAUUGGUCCACUAGCUUGGGAUGGCCUGAUUGGGUGGAAGUUCAAUGGCUGUGGAGAGGCACGAGGAUGGAGACUAGGGUCAUUGACCAACCAUCAGCAUAGUCUUAAUUAAAUAUUAAUAUUACAUUGAGAAACAGUGGCUAAUGGCAUUCAUUAUAGUGACUUUGCCCAGAUGGUUUCUGCUAACACAAAAAUUGGACUGGUCUGAAGGACUCUAUUGAACAUUUUUGUACUUUUAAGUUUCAAUUUGAUCUUAAAUUCUCUGGGGUUAAUGGCAAGAUUGGGUAGAAGUAAUGCAAAAAUUCCAAGGAACAAAUGCAUAAUGGAAAUGGAGAAACUAGCCUAGACUUG